AUGGCGGGUGGCAACCAUAGUGUUACAUACCUGGACUACAGGAACUACAUGGAUCCACUAUGGGACAACCUUUCACAGGAAGCAGACACACUGAUGCCUACCGAUACCAAAGGAUUUUACGAAACGGCUAGGACACUGCGAAACGUUUUUCUCCCAAUUAUCGUCAUUAUAGGACUUACCGGAAAUACCGUUACCAUAGUGGUGUUUAUAUCUACACACAUGAAAAAGUCCUCAGCAACAGCGUUCCUGGCAACGCUAGCAUUUGUUGACAACGUUUUCCUCGUAGCGUUGUUCACAACAUGGUUCGACGGUAGUGUUUCAAACAUCAUUAAGACCGAGGGUGUAUGUCAGCUUCUUGUCUAUGUAACGUACGUGACAAGCUUUCUGUCGAUCUGGUAUGUGGUAGGUUUCACUGCCGAAAGAUAUAUCGCAAUCUGCCAUCCAUUCCGAGCUCCCAUUGUUUGCUCACGAUUCCGGGAGAAGAUUUAUGUGAUAAUUCUGGCUGUGGUCGCGGGUGUGUUGUAUAACUAUGCUCUGUGGACUACUUCCGUGGUGGAAUUAAAUGGUGUAUAUCGCUGUGGGUACAAAUUUAAAUACAUGAGUUUGCUAGAGAAGGUGACUUGGAUUGACACCAUUAUUACUAUGAUCAUACCGUUCUUACUCAUUCUACUCAUGAAUAUAAAAGUCGUAUGCAAAGCUGCUGCCUUUCAUCGGAAGCGGAAACACUGUUUAAAACCAACUGACUCGUUCAACUCUUCAAUUUCAAGAAGUAAAAGUAGAGCGCUACGCAGCAAGCCUCAGAUGCGUGUGACGCGAACACUCGUGCUAGUAUCCACAACAUUCCUGGUGCUCAAUUUACCAAGUCAUGUGCGAAGACUGUACACGCUCAUUAUUUACACAACAACCCAACAAGAGACUGAAAUAGCAAUGUACCACUACCUCCUGCAGGAAAUCACACAACUCUUGUACUACUCAACAUUCAGUGUUAAUUUCUUUUUGUAUGCCUUGUACGGUAAACAUUUCCAAAGUAGCCUUCUACUCAUGAUAAAAUCUAUCAGAUACCGGAUAUGUUGUCGAAAGUCGCACAUACACCUCAGCAGGACACCUAGUGCAAAGGGGGUAUUGUUAUCAGCGAGUAAUUCCAGACUGAUCAGCAUGGAACUAAAGCAAGACAUCAAAUUCACUCUAUCAAAGGGGAAGUAAUAUACUUA
Messenger RNA from Mizuhopecten yessoensis (Yesso scallop), 1211 nucleotides. Its product is annotated as cysteinyl leukotriene receptor 2-like. The transcript has a single exon. Gene Ontology annotation, cellular component: plasma membrane. Gene Ontology annotation, molecular function: G protein-coupled receptor activity. Bases 1 to 1203 code for a protein of 400 amino acids. Gene Ontology annotation, biological process: G protein-coupled receptor signaling pathway. The record is from RefSeq and is a predicted model, not a curated record. Lineage: Eukaryota; Metazoa; Mollusca; Bivalvia; Pectinida; Pectinidae.